This is a messenger RNA of Effrenium voratum, 860 nucleotides long. Lineage: Eukaryota; Dinophyceae; Suessiales; Symbiodiniaceae. The record is from the annotation of a GenBank genome assembly.
AGCAGCGUAGAUCUUCAGCGGUCCCACUUUUCGGCUCCGGAUUGGUGUUUCGUGUCAUGGACGUCGCCCUUUUUGCCCAGGAUGUAGAUCAGCUCUCACAGCUCUUGGGCGAGUGCCACCUCCACGAAGAGAGGGAUGCCCUGGCGCAAGUCAUGAUGCCCAUUGCUUCCUACGCCGGGCAGCUGGCCUCAGGCAUCCAGUCGCCCGGCGGCGGCGGCGGCGGCGCGGCUUCCGGGCUUUGGGCCGAUGAGCUCAUGCGGCGCUUGCAAGGCUGCCAGUCCAUGGACGAGGGCCGCGCGACGUGCGCGGAAAUGAUGGCCGCCUUCCAUGAGGAUCAGCACAGCCAGCAGCUUCAUCCUCCGCGUGUGCCUGCAGUGCCGAUGAUGACCGGCAUGCCAUGCACGCCGAGCAUGCCGAGCGCGCCCUGCGCUAGCAUGCCCAGUGCGCAAAGCCUGCCGGCAGCCACCAUGGCACCACACGCAGGCAUGCGCGCUGCACCUGCUGCGAAUGCAGAGCUCACAGCUCGACUGCAAUCCCUUCAAGGUGCCAACCGGGUCAUUGUUCGUGCUCUGCGGAUCAUGUCGGAGCGCUUGCGCGAGCAAGGAAAUCGCAGCCGACAGGCAGAAGAGACAGUCGCGCGCCUGCAGUCAGAGCUGCAGGCCCGGGACGAGCAGCUGCGCGCCUCCGAGCGAGCGAAGGCCAUGCUGCAGUCCCGCGUGGAGGUGCUCCUGCGUGGGGAGGCCUUCGAUAUGCCCCAGGUGUGCAGCAGGCCGUGCAGCUGAGCGUGGCGCGAUCUAAACCUCGCCAAGGUUUGCUCGGUUUUUGGUGCUUGUCUCGGUUGCUUUUGGCUUUUUUCCGCC